Arctia plantaginis is the source of this 2817-nucleotide messenger RNA. The record is from the annotation of a GenBank genome assembly. Lineage: Eukaryota; Metazoa; Arthropoda; Insecta; Lepidoptera; Erebidae.
AUGUUGGUGUAUUCUACAUCUACGAGUUUUGAACAAGUAUACAUCAACUUCAACUUCCAGGGCGGGAGCCCCGGGCCGGAGCGGCACAACGGCGAGUCCGAAUCGCCAGAGAUGCCGCCUUCGGACGCGCCUCCCGCGCCUACUGCGCCACCACCUGACCCACCAACAGCCAUCAAUGCGCAGAAGACUCGUUCAGUGGUGGUGUCACUAACGCCGGAGCGUCAGCGCGAGACCUGGGGGAAGAAGGCUGAGUUUUUGCUCGCGGUGGUGGGGUUCGCUGUCGACCUGGGCAACGUCUGGCGCUUCCCUUACAUCUGCUAUCAAAAUGGUGGCGGUGCGUUCCUCAUACCGUACUGCAUCAUGUUACUGUUUGGUGGUCUGCCGUUGUUCUUCAUGGAGCUCGCAUUGGGCCAGUACCACCGCUGUGGUUGCCUCACGCUAUGGAAAAGAAUCUGUCCAGCGCUCAAAGGUGUUGGCUACGCCAUCUGCAUGAUCGAUAUCUACAUGGGCAUGUACUACAACACAAUCAUUGGCUGGGCGGUGUACUACCUGGUGGCUUCUAUCUCUUCAAUCAACUCCGUGCUCCCCUGGACCAGCUGCAACAACGAGUGGAACACUCCUCUUUGUAUGCCGGUCACUAUGCUGCACAAUAACCCGAAUGCUUCUACACCAGCGAAGGAGUUCUUUGAGCGCAACGUUUUAGAGCAACACAGAUCCAAUGGUUUGGAUGACAUGGGCCCUAUUAAGCCGUCGCUCGCACUCUGCGUGUUUGGGGUGUUUGUACUCGUCUACUUCUCCCUCUGGAAGGGAGUCAGGAGUGCUGGCAAGGUGGUGUGGGUGACAGCUUUGGCUCCGUACCUGGUGCUACUCAUCUUACUGGCGCGGGGUGUGACCCUGCCGGGCGCCACUGAGGGUAUUCGGUACUACCUCACUCCUGAAUGGCACAAACUGCAGAAUUCGAAGGUGUGGAUCGACGCAGCGUCCCAGAUCUUCUUCUCCCUAGGUCCCGGGUUCGGUACCCUGCUGGCGUUGUCCAGCUACAACAAGUUUAACAACAACUGCUACCGCGAUGCUCUCAUCACCUCUUCUAUCAACUGUCUCACCAGCUUCCUCGCAGGAUUCGUUAUAUUCUCUGUUCUUGGCUACAUGGCUCAUGUGCAACAGAAGAGUAUAGAAGAAGUGGGGCUCGAAGGCCCAGGGCUGGUGUUUAUUGUGUAUCCUGAAGCCAUCGCUACCAUGACCGGCUCCGUAUUCUGGGCUAUCAUAUUCUUUCUCAUGCUCAUCACUUUGGGGCUGGAUAGCACCUUUGGAGGUCUAGAAGCAGUGACCACGGCCCUUUGCGACGAAUAUCCGCGCGUGUUGGGAAGACAUCGAGAGAUCUUUGUAGCCGUGCUUCUACUCUUCAUCUACAUUUGCGCUCUUCCAACUACAACUUAUGGAGGCGUUUACCUGGUGGAUCUACUGAACGUUUACGGGCCAGGGCUGGCGAUCCUGUUUGUGGUAUUCGCUGAAGCAGCUGGAGUGUGCUGGGUUUACGGCGUUGAUCGCUUCUCCGAGGACGUGAGGACUAUGCUCGGUCAUACUCCAGGGUGGUUUUGGAGAGCCUGCUGGUCUUACAUCAGCCCGGUGUUCCUGCUAGUUCUCUUCAUAGUCUCUGUAUUGGCUCACGAGGAGAUGCUGGGUGGAGAGUACCAGUACCCUCCGUGGUCCAUCACCGUCGGCUGGGUCAUGACCGGCACUACCGUCUCCUGCAUACCUCUCUACAUUAUUUACAAGUUUUUGAAGACUCCAGGCAGCUGCAUUGUUCAUUUACCACCCACUGAAUGCAUGGCGGCCAAAUCUGUAAGCUUCAACACUGUGUGUAACUUAUACGACUCGCAAUUGGAGGCAAUUGCGAAAUGGCUAAGCUGCAACGGGGAAAUUUGGGGCUUGGGGCCGACGGCGGUUUUUGCCAGCGCCGCAGUUCUGUUUCUGUACAACGAGCUGGAGGCGACUGUUUUCUUACCUGGAGACCAGGAGCAGGUCUCCACUUUAGAGAAAACUUUGAUUUCCUCAAUGAUGCUGGGGAUGUUGGCGCUCAUGAUCCACCUGUGGGUGUGCUCCAUGCGUUUCUUCCAGUAUUAUCUUGACACCAUAAUAAGAGAUAGCCCAAACAUGCUACUAGAGAUGACAACAAUUGGCCUACUGGGUGGACAGUCGGAGAUGGUACCACUAGGACCGCUCACCAGGUUCCUGCGUCAACAACAACCACAAAUCCACAUCACAGUCUGCUGGUUCCUUUCGCUCUGCUAUGCCGACUAUGUGAGGAAGAAUUAUUGCCAGAGGUUCAAUAUGCCCUAUUUGGAGCAGUGGCAAACCGAGUUACAGGAUCGCGUGAUGCGCACCUCUCACCGGAUAAUGGAGAAGGUCAAUUCUUUCGUCGGUUCCCUCCAUCAGCAGCUGCGUGGAUACGGGCAAGUCGACUUGCAAAUACGGAACCAACAGAACCCGCCACCACCAAUUGACACAGUGAGAGUCCGCUUCCAAAGAAAUCGUCGGUCGUCCUCGGCGGAUCCGGCGGCCGAGUUUCCUGGUCAGACAAGCAAUUGUGUGAUUCCUGCACGUCGGGCUGCGAAUCGCCAAAGGACCGACACUACCGGCUCAUCGGCCAAUCGAGCGAUACGAUUGCAGACGCUAUCACAAAACUUAGAAAUUAUGUCAAAGUGUCAACGUGUCCAUGCGGAUGCGAUUCCCACAGUUUAUUGGGAAACUCCCGUUGUGCGAGCCCCGUCCGUUCAAUGCAUGAGGGCGUGUCACAUACUGACAAUGAACUUGUGA